UUCCGCGGCGAGUCGGGCUUCUCGUUGCUGCAGCGCAGCGGCUCCUCGCUGGUGCGGCGGCUGUGCGGGCACCUGGGCGCGGGCGCGGUGCUCACGGAGCUGAGCGGCAUCCUGGCGGCGGAGCGGGACAUGGGCUUCGCGGCGACCAUGGUGUCGGUGCUGAACCUCAUCUUGCUGACGGGUCCGGAGCUCGCCGAGCUGCGCAACCAGCUGCGCCGGGCCUCCCAGGACCCCGCCGGCGCCCAGCUCUUCCGCGUGCUAUACCCCUCCUGGGCCACCAGCGCGGGCGCGCUGCUGAGCCUGUGUUUCGUGGCGCAGGCGUACGAGCACGCGGUGGAGGUGGUGGGAGCAUUCGCGGAGCUGCCCUUUGGGGCGGAGCUGCUGGUGCAGAUCGACCGGCUGGUGGCGCUGCUUGAGACGCCCUGCUUCACCUUCCUGCGGCUGCAGCUGCUGGAGCCGCGGCGCCACCCCGCGCUGCUGCGGGCGCUGUACGGGCUGCUGAUGCUGCUGCCGCAGUGCAACGCAUUCAGGAUGCUCAAUACACGGCUGCAGGCUGUUCCCACGCUUCAGCUGCUACAGCUCGAUAACGGUCUUGGGGCCAGCAGUCUGGGGCAGCCCCCACCUGGUGCCUCCCUCGGCACCUCCUCAUCACAAGCGCCUGCCCCACGCGCGCCAGAAGACUCGCAACCCGCCACUGCUGCUGCUGCUGCUGCUGCUGCUGCAUCGUCCUCGUCCUCAUGGGCCGAUUUUGGAGCCCUAAUGAAGGUUUUCCGCGCGGCCCAAGUACGGCAGUACGAGGCUUACGUUGUACAACGCCAACCGCCACCGUUACUGCCCAUCGGUACCUCCGGCAUGGGUGUUACCUUUGCUGUCAACAUAACCGACCGCCCCACCACGCUAUCCACGGCAGACACAGGCGGCGUGCCCUGUCUCACGAUUGCCACGUUGAAUGGUGUGCCUAUCGGAGCCGCUGGCAACAGUAUCAGCAGCGGCGGCGGUGGAGGUGGCGAUGGCAGCAGCUCCGCUGCCCCCGUCAGCACACCUGUCGCCGCUGGUUCAGCAGCCGGCGGCGGCAGCAAGGGCGGUAGCGGGGGCAGCCCCUUCGCCGCCCUGGCUGCAGCUGACGAGCAGCAGCAGCGGCAACAUGAAGAGGAACCUCUUCUAAACCCACAACAGCAGCAGCAGCAGGAGCAGCUAGGGUUCCAGCAUCAGCAGUCAGGACAGUUGCAGCUGCUGCAACAGCAGGAACAGCAGCAAUACCUGAUGUCAGGUAUGCAGGAUGUGGGGCUGGGUGGGGGGCCGCAGUCGCUCGCAUCCGUGCAGCAGCCUGAGCAGCCAGGGCUGGGGUCUGGGACAGGAGCAGGUGGGGACGACGUCGCGACAGCAGGAUCGGAAGCGGUGGGAACAGGAGGUGCAGCAGCAGCAGUUGCGGGAGUUGGUGCCUCUGGGAGGCUCAUGUUUGCAGAUGAGCUGCUGCAGUAGCACCAUCGUGACGGCGGCAGCAACGGCAACUGCCGCAGCACGGCUAAAGCAGAGGAGCAACAACAGCCCCGUGGGUCAUCGGCGGGCACGACAGGGGUAACCUAGCAGCAGGUACAAAAGCAGGGCCUGUGACCGUCAUAGAAGAAGCGCCGAACAUUAAAGGCAUCAGUAGCAUCAGAUGACGGUGCGGCGGCUUGCAGGGUAACGGUAAAACCCGUUCCUCGUGGCGCGUGAACACGUUUGGUUCUUGGUUCCAGACCGCGGAUGCAGUUUCAGGUGCAAUGUGCAGUGCAGGAUGGGGGUAAUCAGGAUGGGUUAUAUGUUCUGCGGUGCAUAGAAUGAGAGGGAGCGUGGGAAGGUUAGCUUAUUGGCCUCAGGGGCCUUGCAAGGCAUUGCUUGCGUAU
Messenger RNA from Astrephomene gubernaculifera, 1886 nucleotides. Lineage: Eukaryota; Viridiplantae; Chlorophyta; Chlorophyceae; Chlamydomonadales; Astrephomenaceae. The record is from the annotation of a GenBank genome assembly.